Molecule: messenger RNA, 1044 nt
Organism: Caenorhabditis bovis
Lineage: Eukaryota; Metazoa; Nematoda; Chromadorea; Rhabditida; Rhabditidae
Source: the annotation of a GenBank genome assembly
AUGGUGACGUCGAUUGGAGGAGCCAUUUUUCAAUUAGACUCGCCGCGAAUGGGAUUUCGGCUUAUGAGCGAUGACGGCGACGCCUACGAAUUGGCCGCCGGCGUUGGCGGCGAUCCAAAAAUUAAUAGGCUCACCGAGAUUCGAGAGGAGAGCGCCGUGAACUCGUCGGGAUACAAUUCGGAUGAGAUGCGAGCCGCCCAUUAUCAGAAUCCGCACCGACACUCAACGCCGUCGCCACCACCGGAAACCGAGCCGAUCUCGAUGUCGGAGGUGUCCGAAACUCAAGCUCCGCCCCUUUUCCAUUCUCCAAAAUCCGAUCGACACUCAUACGUGAGCUGCUGCGACGUCCAGCCGAUCGCCUACGAGCGUUGCCGCUAUUUAGAGGUGCCCAAUAUGCAGCAGUUCGGCCAGGCGCUGUCGGCGUCAUGCAGCGAUCUCGUCGACACCGUGCUCGCCCUUCAUUCGAACGUGAUGAGCGCUCACGAGGCGAGCUCGAUUCGCGAAGCCGCCGAACGACGAUCGCAAUUCGCGCGCGUCUCGACGCGAAGUGUCUCGGCGCCGCCGCGAAAAAAGUGGUUUCGUUCGAAGCCGAGUCUCGCCGAUGGAAUGGACGAUCGUUUGAGCGGCAGCAGUUCGGCGGUGUGCGACGAGUUCACGAAGAAGCUCGUCGCCGCCAUCACGACAUGGCACGAUAUUCAUUCAUCGCUUCUUCGCCUUUCAAUAGAUCGCUCAUCGUCGAAUGAGAGCGACGAGAGGAGCCGACAUCACUCAACAUCGAGCUCGUGCUCGACGUGCACCGAUGAUAGCGGCGGCAGUAACGAACGACGUCGUCAUUUGUCGGCGUCGGCAGCCGGCGGCGCGCGCUUCUCCAUCUCGAAUCCCGAUCUCACCAAUUGUCAGAUCAAGCAGAUGUUUCCCGAGAUGGCCGAUCAUUGGCGUCCAUCGGUGAGGCUGGUGAUAAAGGUAGAGAAGCGAAGAGCAGAGGGCCUCGAUGACUUUGUCGUCGAGUCACCGCAAAAACGCGAUGAAAUCGAGAAGGCAUAA